ACUCCGGGCAGCGGCACAUCGGGCUGGACUCCGGGCAGCGGCACAUCGGGCUGGACUCCGGGCAGCGGCACAUCGGGCUGGACUCCGGGCAGAGGCACAUCGGGCUGGACUCCGGGCAGAGGCACAUCGGGCAGGACUCCGGGCAGAGGCACAUCGGGGAUCACCAGGUGCAAGCAGCAGGGCAGCGGGCCACCAGGCGAAGCAGCAGGCCCCGGGCCCCCAGGCGGAGCAACAGGCACCGGGCCCCCAGGCGGAGCAACAGGCACCGGGCCCCCAGGCGGAGCAACAGGCACCGGGCCCCCAGGCGGAGCAGCAGGCACCGGGUCACCAGGCAUUGGAUCGUCUGGCUCGACAGCGGGCACUGGGUCACCAGGCAUCAGGUCAUUUGGCUCGCCAGCAGGCACCGCGUCAUCUGGCAAGGCAGUGGGCACCGAGUCACCAGGUACGACAGCGGGCUCUGAGUCAAUUGGCACGACAGCGGGCACCGGAUCAGGUACCGGAUCAUCUGGAUCAACAGCGGGCAUCGAGUCAACUGGCCUAAUAGGAUCAUCAGGCUGGAUCAGCUGGGUACAGACCUCAGGCUGAAGUGCGGGUGCCGAGGCACCAGGCUGAACCACGGAAGGCAGGGUUCUCAGACGGCAGGCUCACCGGUUUGAAUACUGGCA
Messenger RNA from Staurois parvus, 665 nucleotides. The record is from the annotation of a GenBank genome assembly. NCBI's taxonomy places the organism in Eukaryota, Metazoa, Chordata, Amphibia, Anura, Ranidae.